Molecule: messenger RNA, 1473 nt
Organism: Trametes versicolor FP-101664 SS1
Lineage: Eukaryota; Fungi; Basidiomycota; Agaricomycetes; Polyporales; Polyporaceae
Exons: 22
Coding region: 256-1281 (341 amino acids)
Source: RefSeq, a predicted model, not a curated record
UUCGCGCGUGAUAUCAGGCCCGAGAAGACUUCGGCGUGCAAUGAGUAACGGUAUCGGUGCGCCACUGCACUCUUCUGGUGCGGGGACGGCGCUAUCGGGAGCGAUGCGUACCCAGCCUGUUGAUCACCAGAUGACCCAUCAUGCCGGGACAGACACAUCGCGACUAUAAGGAGCGCCUGAUGGGGGGAACGCCCGUCGUGCCCGCCCUUCUUGCGUGCCUUCACCGUGCCAGCCGCCGCCCAUUGCACCUGGACAAUGUCGCUCAUCGGCCGCCUGGACACCACCGAUCCCGCUGCGGCGGCGGCGCCAGCAAACCCUCUGGCUGCCCUGCCCAAGCUCCCCGCCAUCGACAACACAUACGGGGCCAUGAUGAUCGGCACGUUCCUUAGUCUUAUAUUAUACGGUUUCGCGUUGCUUCAGGCAUACAACUACACGCGACUCCGUUUCAAAGACCCUACACUCGUUAAAGUCUACGUAGCAGUCAUCAUGGUUAUGGACACCUUCCAGACCAUUCUUUCCAUGCACAUAUGUUAUUGGUACCUCGUCACAAACUACUUCGACCCGACGCGCCUGUUCUCGGGGAUCUGGUCCAUCAACUUGCUGGGUGUCUCUGUCGGCAUGACACUAGUGGCUUGCCAAAGCUUCUUCGCUCGUCGGGUGUACAUCAUCGGUUCUCUGAAGUACAGGAUCCUGGUGAUGAUCACGGGUAUUAUGUUCAUCGCUGAGCUGGGUUUCGCGACUGCUGGAACAUACUACGCUUCUGUCCUGCCGAACUUCGCCGAGUUCCACAAAGUUGCAUGGCUGAACUCCGCGUCGUUCUCGCUUGCCAUCGCUGCGGAUCUGAUCCUCACUGUUGUCCUGAUCAUGGUUCUGCGGAAGAGCCGGACGGGUUUCGACCAUACCGAUUCCCUCAUCGACGUCCUGAUUAUGUACUCCGUGUGCACAGGUCUGAUCACGACCGUGUUCAGUGCCCUCAGUCUGAUCGUGGCCGUUGCGCUCCCGAACAGUCUGAUCUACGCGGGGUGCGAUCUCGUGGUGUCCAAACUCUACGUCAACUCGGUCUUGGCUGCCCUCAACUACCGGGACACCGUGCGCAACCCGACCACCAGCCUCCGGCAAGGCAAGGCGAUCAACCUCAGCACGUCAGUCCGCACGGGCACGCGCGGCGACGUAUCCAUGGACUGGGCGACCACGAACCACAUCCGCUCAACAGAGUUCGAGAACAGCGUCAUCGAGCUCAAGUCGACGCGGGAGAUGAUGGACAACAUCGACGAGGUAUAGGAUCUUGGCAUAGACUCAGAGCGCGUACAAAGUGCCCCCCUGGCUCCGGCUGUUGCGGUUCGAGGCGUCAGGCCCGCCGAACCUGGACUGUUCCCCCUGCGUUCCCGCUGUAUUCUUUCAUUAUGGUCGACCUCUGUGUAGCAAGAAUCCGUGGCGAAGUAUAUAUUGAUAACUUAAGCGGCUUGUGCCCAC